Messenger RNA from Vigna unguiculata (cowpea), 1029 nucleotides. The record is from RefSeq and is a predicted model, not a curated record. NCBI's taxonomy places the organism in Eukaryota, Viridiplantae, Streptophyta, Magnoliopsida, Fabales, Fabaceae.
AUGGAUAACGGACCAAACAGUACCAAUGAAUUAUUGGAAAGAAUGAAAAUUGUCUUGGAAAAUAUGAGCCGAAAACAAAAUGUUGAACCCAUGGAAAAUCAAGGAUUAGAAACCUUUCACAGGAACAAUCCAAAAAAAAUUAAAGGAGGAUUUAAUCCUGAAGGUUCUCAAUCAUGGAUAGCAGAAAUUGAGAAAAUUUUCAUCGCAAUGACGUGUGCGGAUGAAAAGAGUGUCACAUUUGCUACAUUUAUGCUCGUUGAAGAAGCUGAAAACUGGACAAUAUGCAGCAAGUUUGACGAGUUGUCAAAGUUUUGUCCUUACUUUCAUGAUAGAGUUGAUGAACGUUCGCCUUGUUCCAUGUUUGAAAGUGGAAUAAGACCUGAUAUUAAACAAGCAGUUGGUUAUUUAGAGAUUUCUUCCAUUCCUACUCUUGUAAAUCGUUGUAGGAUUUAUGAGGAUGAUACUAAACCAAGACAAACUCAGUGGAGGCAAGGAGGGCCUUUAAGGCACAAAAGAAAUGAUUUUAAUGAUAAGAAACCCUACCAACGUCCAUCUCAUGCUUCAUGGAACUCUUCAGGACAAAAACAUUCUUCUCUUGCCAAUAAUUCAGGCAUAACCAACCCUAUCAAAUGUUUCCACUAUGGAGGACCUCAUAUGCCAAGAAAUUGCACCACAAGAACUAUAACUUGCUUCAACUGUGGGAAAUUGGGUCAUUAUCGCAAUGAAUGUAAAGAGUUAAUUAAGGAGCAAGGAAGUGGGGGAAGCAACAACAGAGGAAAUAAUCAACUUGGAAGACCAAAGACAAUUGGAAGAGUUUUCACGAUGAAUGGUAUUGAAGCUGUUCGAUCUGAAGAUCCAAUCCAAGACGAUGGUCUUGGUGAAAAUGCUGCCAAAUCUGCCUCUAAUACCAAUGAAGACGACUCAACUACUGAAGAAGAAGAUCACACUAUGGCCAAUGCUACUGAUAAUGCUGCUGAUGCUGCGACUGAUGACAAAAACUAUUCCACUGCAUAUGACAUGUCUGACUAA